Molecule: messenger RNA, 348 nt
Organism: Vicia faba (fava bean)
Lineage: Eukaryota; Viridiplantae; Streptophyta; Magnoliopsida; Fabales; Fabaceae
Source: the annotation of a GenBank genome assembly
AUGAACCCUAGAAAGCUAAAGUAUGGAAUUAACCGGGUUCUUGUGGAUGCAUACCGUGGGAAUCGCAUAGCCUUCAAUAAAGCAUUUGAGAAACUUGGACUUGAUUGUGCGAGCUGGAGCGAACCUGUCUAUUCAGAUCUUUUAAGUCAUGACAAUAUUCUCAUGGAUGCUUCUCUUGGGGAUGAAACCAGUUUGAUAAGGAGAAACCAUGUCAUCAAUACCUAUCUUGUGCCUAUUGACCACAAUCUUACUAAUAAUCUUGUAAAUGGUAUUGCUGAUAAGAUCUUUGACAUACUGCAUCUUUCCAUUACUGAAUUGAUGACACAAAUUUGUAAGGUUGGCCACUAA